AUGCCAACUCUGAUGGGAGAUAUCAAGAACUGGCAGCCUGCAUCUCAUAUUUGGUGUGGUCGGACGUCAAUUUUCUAUGCGGCCGCAAGAGGCCAUGUCAACAUUCUGCAAUUGUUGCAAUCUAGGUGCUCUCCUUUGAACAUCAAAGACCACUAUGGCGCCACGCCAGUAUUUGCAGCCGUAAGGAACGGCCAAAAGGAAACUGCUGAAUUCUUGUUUGACCGAAGCGAUGAGUUCGUAUUCAAGGAUGGCUUAGGUCGUAGUCUGGCAUGGUGGGCCACUCAAAGCGGCUACACAGAGCUUGUUGAAGUUGUGCAUCGGUAUGCCAAAGAGGCUGGCAUCGAAAUCACAGAAGAGGAAGAGCAGAUCUCCCUCACGGGUCUUGGACAGCGAUUGGUGUAA
Molecule: messenger RNA, 402 nt
Organism: Penicillium malachiteum
Lineage: Eukaryota; Fungi; Ascomycota; Eurotiomycetes; Eurotiales; Aspergillaceae
Product: ankyrin repeat domain-containing protein
Exons: 3
Coding region: 1-402 (133 amino acids)
Molecular function (GO): protein binding
Source: RefSeq, a predicted model, not a curated record